GCGGAAAUCUCGCGAUGCUAUACUAGACGCCAUCUCGAGCGAAGAGGUUUCAGUAGGCGCGCUGUUCGUCUGAGGAGAAGAGAAAGAAGGCGGGAGAGGAAGAGGAGGAGGGGCCGGGCCUCCGCCGUCGGGUAGGCCGCUUCCCUGCUCAAAAUAAUGGCGGGCUCUUCUUCCCGCUCAACCCAGACCGCGAAGUAGGCCCUGAUACGGAGGCCGAAGCCCGCCCGGGCGCCCUUUCUGUCAAAUAGAGGUCGAACCCCGUGGCGUUUUCAAGGCCGAGGCUGCGUUGACGCCUCCCUGCUUGUGUCUCCCUGCAGGAGAACCAGCCAUGACGUCUGUUUCCGAAAAAGACGGCUCCCAAGCCGCGGAGGAGGGGGAAGAAAUGGGCUCAGAAGCCGAAAACAAAGUGGGAGAGAGCGAGGAAGAGGGGGAAGAGAAAGAAAAAAGUCUCAUUGUAGAAGGGAAAAGGGAAAAGAAAAAAGUAGACAGAUUGACCAUGCAAGUGUCCUCAUUGCAGAAGGAACCCUUUACAAUUACACCAGGAAAGGGACAAAAACUUUGUGAGAUUGAAAGGAUACAAUACUUUUUAAGCAAGAAAAAAACAGAUGAACUUCGAAACCUGCACAAGCUUCUUUACAACAGACCAGGAACAGUUGCUUCGCUAAAGAAGAAUGUUGGCCAAUUCAGUGGGUUCCCCUUUGAAAAAGGAAGUGACCAGUAUAAGAAAAAGGAAGAAAUGUUGAAAAAAUACAGAAAUGCAGUGCUGAAAAGUAUUUGUGAAGUUCUUGAUUUGGAAAGAUCAGGAGUUAACAGUGAAUUGGUGAAACGAAUCUUAAACUUCUUGAUGCAUCCAAAACCUUCUGGCAAGCAAUUGCCAAAAUCCAAGAGAACACCUAGCAAAGGUGGCAAGAAAGAACGUGGUAGUUCUGGAACAGCGCGAAAAGCCAAAAAGACCAAAGAUCCAGAGAUCCUGUCAGAUGAAUCUAGCAGUGAAGAAGAUGAAAAGAAAGAGAAAGAUGAAUCAUCUGAAGAAGAUAAAGAGAGUGAAGAAGAGCAACCUAAAAAGUCAUCGAAAAAAGAAAAACCCAAACCGAAGACACCUUCAAAAAGCAAAAAGGGCACAAAGACUGCUUAUGUCAAGAAAGCAGAUAGCAGCACAACCAAGAAGAAUCAGAACAAUUCCAAAAAAGAAAGUGAAUCUGAGGAUAGUUCUGAUGAUGAGCCUUUAAUUAAAAAGGUGAAAAAGCCACCUACAGAUGAAGAACUGAAAGAAACAGUGAAGAAGCUGUUAGCUAAUGCAAACCUAGAGGAAGUUACUAUGAAACAGAUUUGUAAAAAGGUAUAUGAAAACUAUCCCUGCCAUGAUUUGUCUGGCAGAAAAGAGUUCAUCAAAAAGACAGUGACAGAGCUGAUUUCGUGAUCUAAUGAAAAGGAAAGAAGUCUCCAGAGAAGUUCCCAUGGAUUUAAAUAUUUUACAAACACCAGCAAAAAUAUUUUUGUCUCCUUUUAUUUUUUGUUUUGCCUAUUUGGUACAGCGUAGUAUUAAGUCAGGGAUGAUUCUACUAGCUUGAUGCUCUGAGUGUUUAUGGAAAUUACUUUAUCUUUCAAAAAUUGUGUUGGAUGCAGUUAAGUUUUCCAUGUUAAUACGUGUUAUCUGCUUAUACUUGGUACAUCAUGCAGAUGUACUAUAGCUGUUAUAGAUUUUAGUGUAUUGCACUGUAGAGAUCUUUUUUAAAAGAUCAAUUAAUAUGAAAACUGAUGUAUCUGUACAUACACAUGCAGCAA
This is a messenger RNA of Anolis sagrei ordinatus, 1785 nucleotides long. It is a transcript of the gene DEK, whose product is annotated as DEK proto-oncogene. NCBI's taxonomy places the organism in Eukaryota, Metazoa, Chordata, Lepidosauria, Squamata, Anolidae. Gene Ontology annotation, biological process: regulation of double-strand break repair; chromatin organization. Gene Ontology annotation, molecular function: DNA binding; histone binding. Gene Ontology annotation, cellular component: nucleus. The record is from RefSeq and is a predicted model, not a curated record.